Bicyclus anynana (squinting bush brown) is the source of this 5880-nucleotide messenger RNA. RefSeq names its product regulating synaptic membrane exocytosis protein 2-like (gene Rim). Gene Ontology annotation, cellular component: presynaptic membrane; cytoskeleton of presynaptic active zone. The record is from RefSeq and is a predicted model, not a curated record. Bases 110 to 5575 code for a protein of 1821 amino acids. Gene Ontology annotation, biological process: calcium ion-regulated exocytosis of neurotransmitter; regulation of membrane potential; positive regulation of synaptic transmission. The transcript has 23 exons. NCBI's taxonomy places the organism in Eukaryota, Metazoa, Arthropoda, Insecta, Lepidoptera, Nymphalidae. Gene Ontology annotation, molecular function: small GTPase binding; transmembrane transporter binding.
CCCGGCAUUAUCAAAUAAACCUCCGGGGCGAGUGGCGCCUACGUCGCGCCGCGGCACAGCACCGCAGCACGCGGCGGGCCCGCGCACCGCUCGCGGCUCGCCGCGCGACAUGGACGACAUGCCGGACCUGUCGCACCUCACGCCGGAGGAGCGCGCCAUCAUCGAGGGCGUCAUAAUGCGCCAGCGACAAGAGGAGCAGCGAGAGCACGAGAUUAUGAGACGUAAACAAGACGAAGUAGCGGUACUCGAGCAGACUAUUCGUACCAGAAACGAAAUGCACCGAGCAGCCGGGGUGGAGCUAGCCGCCACGUGCCACAUCUGUCUCAAGACCAAGUUUGCGGACGGCGUGGGUCAUUCGUGUCACUACUGCAGGGUGAGGUGCUGCGCCCGUUGUGGCGGAAAGGUCACCUUGCGCUCCAACAAGGUUAUAUGGGUUUGCAUACUCUGUCGCAAAAAACAAGAACUGUUAUCAAAAACCGGCCAAUGGAUACACAAAAGCGCCGGUCAAGAUUCAAUGCUGUGGCAGAUGGAGUCCGAUUUGAGAGGUUUACCUCCUCAGGGAGAAACUUCUAUAGAUAAACGGCCGAAGUUAGAGAGGGCACAUAGCGCCGCAGAGAAGGAGAACCUACCCUUGCAGAGGUCGGGGAGUGCGCUGCGGCGGCAGUACAGUCAACAGGAGGCGCGGUGUUACGGGGAGUUGGAGGGGCUGGCCCGGACUCAUCCGCACCUCGUGCAUCCGAGGCAAAAGGCGGCGUACGGGGUCGAGGAUGCGGGCCUGGGGCCGGCCGGGCACGCGCAACUGCUACCGCCCCUGGGGCCCGGCCUCCCGCUGCCGCCGCGCUCGUCCUCGUCCGACGACGAGGCGCCGGAGUGCGUGUCCGACGAGAACGACGAGUACCGCGACCGUGGACAACUCGAAGCGUGUUCGUCCCUGCGGCACGCGCACCUGCGCGGCGCCAGCGUCGCCGCCAACAAUUAUUACAAUUUGACUAAUCAUUCCCCGGCCGAGUACUUGCCGGAGGCCGCCCGGGGCGCGCCGGCCGGCGGCCGUAGCUUCGACUCGGUGACGGACUGCCGCUGGCGCGCGCGCGACGACGGCGAGGGCUCGUACCUGCGGCCCUACGCGCCGGACGGGGGCCCGCGUCCCGACCGGGCCGUGUAUAAGAGUGCCUAUCUGUGGGAAGACUCCUCCGAUAACAGACGGUUCACCGAGAGGAGAAAAAAAACUGUACGCUUCGAUGGACACGAAGGUGCUGCGACGUUUCCUCGGGGCGGCCGCGACGCCUCGGGCGCGCCGCACGACUGGGCGUCGUUGCGCUGGGAGGCCGAGCGGCAGACCAGCCAGGACUCCGCCACCAAAGACUCGGGCAUCGAUACCUCUAGCACUUUUACUUCCAGCGAAGACUCGAACAGGGGUGAUUGCCCUAAGUUUCCACUGAACUGGCAAGUGUCGCCUGAUGGGACACGUAUGAUUGGGCACAUGGUUCUCCGCAAGAGCGUGGUGGAAGGCAGUUCCCACUCUUCGGCAGCGAUCCUCGGGCUGAAGGUGGUGGGAGGGAAGAUACUGCCGGACGGAACGCGCGGAGCCAUCGUCGAGAAAGUCAAGAAAGGUUCCAUCGCGGACUUAGAAGGGCAGCUAAAAAUAGGAGAUGAAGUCCUGCAAUGGAACGGCGUCCCGCUACAAGGUCGCGGCGCAGACGAGGUGGCUGCAGUGGUCGCGAACAGCAAGCACGACUCGCACGUCGAGCUCGUGGUGUCGCGGCCGCUGGCGCCAUCCCGCCCACCCGUGCAAUGUUGGAGAGCUCACAAAGAAGUGUACUCCGAUAUGAUGAUGGGUGGGUGCGAGAAGCCGAGCGUGCUGGUGACGUCACCCGGCUCGCCAGACGUGCACGCGCGGCGCCGCUCUGCGCGCCAGAACUACCACAACGUCAGCGUGUCGGGCCGCAUACAGUUAAAAGUUUUCUUCGACAUCCCGGCUCUCCAACUGCUAGUGACCGUGGUAUCGGCUACAGGCCUCUGUCCGCGGUCCGAUGGCUCGCCUCGAUGUCCAUACUCCAAGAUCUUCCUUCUUCCCGACAAGAGCGAGAAAAGCAAACGCCGCACCAAAACCCUUGCGAACACACUGGAACCGAGGUGGAACCAAACGUUUGUGUACUGCGGCAUACGGAUUUCAGAUCUCAAAAAACGAACUCUAGAGGUCACUGUGUGGGACUUGAAUCGCUACGGCCCCAAUGAUUUUCUGGGCGAGGUGUUACUCGACCUUGACUCCGUUAUAAUGAAUCAAGAAGCUAAUUGGUACUUGCUGAAACCACACGAGGAAAUUCCUGGAUAUAGCCGCUACCGGGACGACGAUGUGGAUGGGGAGCAUCUGUCUCCGCCGUCCACAUCCACGUCUCGUCUCUCUGACUCCGACACCCCGAGCGAGUGCGACCUGCGCCGCCACCACUCACUCUCCAGCUUGGCCUCUAGUUCCAGUCCGCCGCCACCGCACGAAAUCGAAGAGACGCGUUGCAGUAGACGGGACAUGUCGCCGGCUGGACGAGUGAGGACGGCGGGCAUGUCGCGGGAGCGGAGCGGAUACGUCGCUCGGUCGCAGUCGGCGGCGGGCGGGCGCAGUGCGUCGCCGAGGCGCUCGCUGUCGCCGCCUGGCUCCGCGCCGCGCUACGCAGUGUGCGAGGAGCGGGACGCGGCGCGGCUGCCGACGCACGCGUACGCGCCGCGCUUCCAGUCGCGCUCGGCUACCGCCACCCCCACCACCAGCCCCAAGAAGAGGCAGCUGCCCCAAAUACCGCACCAGAGUGGGCAAAGAGCGAUGCGCGCGCAGGUGUCGGCGGAUCUUGAAGAACGUAAGUGGAUCGCCCCGCACCACAUUGGCGCCACACUCACCUACCGCAGCACGCCACAAGGGUGGGAGAGACACUAUGCGGGGUUGUCGGACUCAGAAUUGGCAGCGCGCGGCGGAGGCUGGGCGCCGCGACGCCGCCUCUCGCCGGACGCGGCGGCCGCGGACUCGGACCUCGAGUCCGUCGCCUCCGUCACCUCUAGUGCGUUCAGUACGCAGUCCGAAAGGCCACGUCCCACGAGGAUGCUAAGCCGGAUGCAAACGCUUCCCGUUUACAGCACUUCUUCCUUUUGCGAAAGCUUUGCCCCCGCCCUUGAAUGUUACUAUAAGGAGGCGGCGGUUGGGGAAAUCUUCAAUAUUCACAACUCACUAUCGCAAAGUUAUAUAUCCCCGACGUUUACAACACACCUAGCACGCCCCAACCGCCGCCUACGUCGCCUACUCUCCCGAAGUCGUUCUGCUGGCGCCUACCCCAAAGAUUCCACACCCUUACUUGCUUAUGACAGAGGUAGUAGCUAUUCCGAAAGUUCCGAACAAAUCUGUGAUUACUAUACAGGAAAUGAUGCAUUCGAAAGUAUCAAAUUUAAACAUUCUAAAAGUUUCGAAAGCUAUAUAAAUUCUUUUAAAGAGAAACCUUUAAAAAUUCGCCACAAGCAUCGCGCGAAAAGAAAGUCACAAUCGCAGUCUAGUCGCUAUCAUGGACAUAGCGAAGUAGACAGUAAGAACUAUUAUCAAUUUGAAAAAAACAGAGGUCCUCAUCAAAGCAAAUUAAUAAAAACUGGUUACCGUAAUAAACUUCACACAAAAAAACAUCCGGAUACUGUCUACUAUAACGAGUCUAAUGGUAGACGUGAUAUUAAUAUACACAAUAUUUCAUCAGAAAUAGAGAACAAGGAAGAUAAUAACCAUCACUUCCACGGUUAUGCUAGUGAUGAUAGUAUAGCUGAAACUACAAUACAUAUUAGUCUUGAUAGACAAUAUAGUUUAGAUAACGAUGGCCUCCAAGGGCAAGCUAAAAAACAAAGCGAUGCUAAUAAUAGUUUCGAAGCUUAUUCUCUGAACAACAAUCGUAAUGCAAAAAAUAUGGAAGCAAAUUAUAAAGAUGUUGAAAAAUUCAAUUACGAAUUUGAUGGCUACGAAAAAAGCAAACAAAUUGGACAAAACGCGAAGUACAAAAGGUAUUACGAUAUUUCACCACCUAGACUUUUAAACCCAUUAUCACCUGAAGAAAAAGAAGCUAUGUUUACAAAACUGUACAUUUCCAGGCACCCUAAAAAAGGUUUAAUACAAACAGACGUUAACCAAGAUGAAGAACUAUUAGCAUGGGACGGGCAUGUAAAAAGACUUCCUAAAAUUCCAACAUAUAAUGGACAUUAUUCCCAAAACUCCUUUUCUCACUAUCCUAACUUAGUUAGAACAUUUGAACACCCAUUGCCACCUAACAUUAACGCUUACUCUCAAUCACCUCCAUACGCAAGUAAUCACGUAGAUCAAGAGUAUAGUAAAAUGGCUAAUUCUUUGUCUGUCGGUCUUUCUCCCACGAACCUCGGCUCGCCCCGUGGUGUGCUCACAUCCGUCGCCCCGCACUUGCCAUCCGAUGACACACAUCAUAACACCACCGAAGCGACGACGUAUCUGCCUUCUGCUGCUGACUCGACUCGUGACGAACCGAAAACAUCAAACACAUCCAACGAGGAGCGACAUGAUACGUCUACUGCCGAAACUGACGACACACGGCCCAAAACCAUCAAUUCACCUGAUGUGGAAUGCAGCAAUGACUACGGAGGGCGAGAGAACGGCCGGAAUCACAGUCAACAGCCGACGCUCGAGAGGCGGGAGUCUCGACGUGGACAGUUCACUCGUAGUCUCAGCAACACUGAUGCUCCUGAUGAAAAAACAGAUGGCAGUCUCAGCGACACAGCGCUCGGUGGAAACAUUGAAAUAGAGCCUGUUACCGACGACUCCCUUCUAAAAGCUGAACCGAGAGACUUCUUCGGCCCUGGCAUGGGAAAGAAGAGCAACUCUACGUCUCAACUCUCCGCCACAGGGAGAAAGAGACGGUUAGGUUUCGGUAAACGUGGGAAAAAUUCGUUUACGGUUCAACGCAGCGAGGAAGUGGUGCCCGGGGAAAUGCGGCUCGCUGGCGUCUCGCGGGCCUCUUCUGCGUCAAGCGAAAACGACGACGAAAGGUGGUCUCCUGGAAUGCGAGGAUCAGGGUCUUCCGAUGGGACUGGCUUUUCAGAAUUCGUCGAUGGGUUGGGCCCAGCGCAGCUUAUCGGUAGACAUAUCCUUGGCUCACCUCCUUUAGGGGAUAUUCAGCUCUCAUUGCGGUUUCAGAAAGGAUUUCUUGAGGUGGAGGUAAUUCGGGCUAGGGGGUUACAGGCAAGGCAAGGCAGCCGCUCGAUACCAGCACCAUACGUCAAAGUGUACUUAGUGAACGGUAAAAAAUGUUUCGCCAAAGCGAAAACGAACACUGCGAGAAGAACGUUGGAUCCACUAUACCAACAAACACUUACUUUUAGGGAAAAUCUUCCAGGAUGUAUUCUACAAGUAACCGUUUGGGGAGAUUACGGUCGCUUAGAGGGUAAAAAAGUGUUCAUGGGAGUGGCGCAGAUUGUGCUGGACCAACUCAAUCUCGCUAACAUUGUCAUCGGAUGGUACAAGCUCUUCGCAACCACGGCACUGGUAGGCGAAAACGUUGCACCAGCCACUAUUUCAUCAGUGCAACAGUAACCAAGGUGCAGCAGUGGCUAGUGUGUUCGACGAAGCUAUAUCUGACACUAUAAAAAAAAUUAACUUUGUCCAAACAAUACAUUUAGUGAUACUGCUUUAAUAUCAUAAUAAACUGCAAAAAAAAAAUAUCUUGAACAUAGGAAAUUUUCUAUAAAUCGAAAGUUAUAUGUAAAUGAUUUGUAUUUUUAUUUUCUUUUUGGAAUGCCUACCGGAGUUUUGAAUAGAUAGCAUUUUAUAGCAAGAAAAUAAAAUGUAUAGUGUACUCAAUAAUAUUAUGUAAUUAAGUAUUAAAAGCCAAAUACGAA